This is a messenger RNA of Octodon degus (degu), 2280 nucleotides long. RefSeq names its product PR/SET domain 13 (gene Prdm13). The record is from RefSeq and is a predicted model, not a curated record. Gene Ontology annotation, cellular component: nucleus. NCBI's taxonomy places the organism in Eukaryota, Metazoa, Chordata, Mammalia, Rodentia, Octodontidae. Gene Ontology annotation, molecular function: protein binding.
AUGCCCGUCCGCGUCACUCCGCGGGCGGAGGACGCACGUCGGGGCGCGGGUCCCUGGCUAGUUUGCGGCUCAGGCUGACUCUUUCGCCUGGCGAAGGUCCCCGCGAGCCCCAGCGCCUGCCUGGAGGCAACGGCAACGAUGCAAGGAGCUGCCCGUGCUCCGGCCACCAGCGUGAGUGCCGACUGCUGCAUCCCGGCCGGCUUGCGUCUGGGGCCGGUACCCGGCACCUUCAAGCUGGGCAAAUACCUGUCAGAUCGCAGUGAGCCCGGGCCCAAGAAAAAGGUGCGCAUGGUGAGAGGGGAGCUGGUGGACGAGUCGGGGGGCUCCCCUCUGGAGUGGAUAGGGUUAAUCCGGGCAGCCAGGAGUCCCCAGGAACAGACUCUGGAAGCUAUUGCAGACUUACCCGGAGGACAGAUCUUCUACCGAGCAUUAAGAGAUGUCCAGCCAGGGGAGGAGCUGACAGUAUGGUACUCCAACUCCUUGGCUCAGUGGUUCGACAUCCCCACAACUGCAACCCCCACGCACGACGAGAAAGGGGAGGAGCGCUACAUUUGCUGGUACUGCUGGAGAACGUUCAGAUACCCCAACAGCCUUAAGGCGCACCUGCGUUUCCACUGCGUCCUUAGUGGUGGCGGGGGCCGCGCCUUCCUGCACCACGAGCACGCAGCUCGUCCAGGUGCUGCCCCAGCUGCAGCGGAUGGCUUCGGCCUCUCCCCGAAACCCACUGCGCCGGACUUCGCCGCGUCAGCCCAGGCCGGCGCUCUGCGGCCCCCAACUCAGGCUCCGCAGCUUCCCCAGGUCUGCGGCGCUCGGGAGGGCAUCAAGCGCGAGGCCUCCUCCGCGACUUCGACCUCCUCGCCACCCCCGGGCAAAUGGGGGCCGCUGAAAAAGGGCAAGGAGCAGCAAGAGCGGGUCCUGGACGCGAGCGGGGCGGUCCGAGCGCACGGCCACUUCCUGGGCGUAGUGGGCGGCUCGGCAGCAGGGAGCGGCAGCCUGGCCUUCUACCCAGCGGCGCGCUCGGCUUUCAAGCCCGCGGGCCUGGCCAGGGCAGCGGCGGCCGCGCACGGCGACCCCUACCGGGAGGAGGGCGGCGGCAAGCAGGGAGCCGGCCAGGCGCUGGGCAGGCUUCUGGGAGGCGGCCGGGCAGGCGGGCGCCCGGGGAGUGGAGAGACCCCGGCGGCCGGGGGCGUGGGCCACCACCACCACACGCACCACCACCACCACCACCACCACCCCAAGUGCCUGCUCGCGGCCGACCCGCCGCCGCCGCCGCCUGGCCUGCCCUGCUCCGGGGCCCUGCGCGGCUUUCCGCUGCUCCCGGGUCACCCCGAGGAGGGCUCCGCCUUCAAACACGUGGAGCGAGCCCCUCCCGCCGCCGGCACCUUUCCCGGAGCGCGGUACGCACCACUGCCCCCAGCACCCGCGCUGCCCCUCGAGCGCUGCGCCCUCCCGCCGCUCGACGCGGGCGGCCUCAAGGGCUACCCGGGCGCCGAGUGCGGCCACCUGCCUGCAGUCAUGCCAGCCUUCACCGUCUACAAUGGGGAGCUGCUGUACGGCUCGCCGGCUGCGGCCGCCUACUACCCGCUCAAACUGCACUUCGGGGGGCUGCUCAAGUACCCCGAGUCCAUCUCCUACUUGAGCGGGGCUGCUGCGGCUGCGGCCGCGGCUGCUCUGAGCCCCGCGGAACUGGGUUCCCUGGCCAGCAUUGACCGGGAGAUCGCCAUGCACACCCAGCAGCUGUCCGAGAUGGCCCUGGCCGGGAAAGGCCGCGGCCGCUUGGACUCAGGGGCGCUGCCGCCCGCCGUGGUGACGGCCGGAGGCGCUGGGAGCGGCGGCAGCGCGGGUGGCGGCGCAAGCAAGCCCAAGACCGGCCACCUGUGCCUCUACUGCGGCAAGCUGUACUCGCGCAAAUAUGGGCUCAAGAUCCACAUGCGGACGCACACAGGCUACAAGCCGCUCAAGUGCAAAGUAUGCCUGCGGCCCUUUGGCGACCCCAGCAAUCUCAACAAGCACAUCCGACUGCACGCCGAGGGCAACACGCCCUACCGCUGCGAGUUCUGCGGCAAGGUGCUUGUGCGCCGCAGGGACCUGGAGCGCCAUGUCAAGUCCCGCCACCCCGGCCAGAGCCUACUGGCUAAGGCCGACGACGGCCCGGGCCCCGAGCCGGGCUAUCCCCUGGAGCCUAGGGAUCCCAAAAGCGACGACAGCGACGUGGACGUCUGCUUCACGGACGACCAGAGCGACCCAGAGGCCGGAGGCAGCGGCGAUCGCGACUUGUAA